GCGGCCGCCGCCGGGGGAAGGCGGCGGGGCACGGCACGGCGACGGGUUGGUGCCGGGAGCGGCAUGGGGCGCCUACGGGAGGGAGGUCGAUUGUGAGGAGCCGAGCGCCUUCCUUCUCCUCCCAUCUGAUCAGAUUCCUUGUAAGUGAAGUUCACUUGCUGUCUGAGGACCAGACCUCACUGAUGACUGGGAAACAAAGAGUACCCAGGAAAGCACUUUUACCACGGACUCCCCCUCAGGAGCACCAGGAACUCACCUUCUAAGCAAAAUCCGUGCCCCUUCUGUGCAGACCCAAUGUCUGCUGCAAUGGAUACAGAAUCAACAUAUUCAGGAUACUCCCACUACUCAGGUCACUCCAAAAAAGCCCACAGACAAGGGAGUCGAGACAGGCACAAAUCUCCACGCAGCAAAGAUGGCAGUCGCUCUGAGAAGUCUGUCACUAUCCAGACGCCUCCUGCAGAGCCGCUGCUUGGGAACGAUGCCUCUCGGGCAGAGGAUGGCCAGGAUGACAACUGGGGUGAGACCACGACAGCAAUCACAGGCACCUCUGAGCACAGUAUUUCCCAGGAGGACAUUGCUCGGAUCAGUAAGGAUUUGGAGGACAGCGUUGGGUUGGACUGCAAACGUUACCUGGGCUUAACAGUGGCAGCUGUUCUCGGACUCCUUGUCUUCCUUACCCCCAUCGCCUUCAUUCUGUUACCCCAGAUCCUGUGGCGGGAUGAUCUGGAGCCGUGUGGUACUGUCUGUGAGGGACUGUUCAUCUCUGUGGCAUUUAAACUCCUCAUUCUUCUGAUUGGGACCUGGGCUCUGUUUUUCCGCCAGCCCAAGGCAGAUAUACCAAGAGUGUUUGUGUUUCGGGCCCUUCUGUUGGUCCUCAUAUUCCUGUGUUUGUUUUCCUACUGGCUCUUCUAUGGUGUUCGCAUCUUGGACACAAAGGACACCAACUACCAAGGAGUAGUGCAGUAUGCGGUGUCUCUGGUAGACGCUCUGCUCUUCAUUCACUACCUGGCCAUUGUGCUGCUGGAGCUACGGCAGCUGCAGCCCACGUUCACUGUCAAGGUAGUUCGGUCAACAGAUGGAGAGGCAAGAUACUACAGCUUGGGGCACUUGAGCAUCCAGCGAGCUGCACUAGUGGUUCUGGAAAAUUACUACAGAGAUUUCACAGUCUACAACCCAGCCUUGCUAACAGCCUCCAAAUCCCGUGCAACCAAGCACAUGGCUGGCCUGAAAGUCUACAAUGUUGAUGGCCCAGGUAACAACGCCUCCGGGCAGUCCCGUGCCAUGAUUGCAGCAGCCGCCCGUCGCAGGGACUCCAGCCACAAUGAACUCUACUACGAAGAGGCCGACCACGAGCGCCGAGUGAAGAAACGCCGUGCGAGGCUUGUUGUUGCAGUGGAGGAGGCUUUCACUCACAUCAAACGCCUCCAGGCAGAGGAAGAGCAGAAAGCUCCAGGAGAAAUGAUGGAUCCCCGAGAAGCAGCCCAAGCAAUCUUCCCCUCCAUGGCAAGGGCUCUGCAGAAGUACCUUCGCACCACCCGCCAGCAGCAGUACCACAGCAUGGAGAGCAUCUUACAACACUUGUCCUUCUGCAUCACCAAUAACAUGACACCAAAGGCGUUCCUGGAGCGGUACCUCAGCCCAGGCCCAACCCUGCAGUACGACAGGGAUCGCUGGUUCUCCAAGCAGUGGACACUCGUCAGCGAGGAAGCGGUCACCAGCGGGUUACAGGACGGCAUCGUCUUUGUCCUCAAGUGCUUGGACUUCAGCCUCGUCGUUAAUGUGAAGAAAAUCCCCUUCAUCAAACUCUCAGAAGAGUUCAUAGACCCUAAAUCUCAUAAAUUUGUCCUCCGCUUACAGUCUGAGACUUCAGUCUAAGGGAUUUUGAGGGUGGGUUGUUUGGAGAUUUUUAUUGGUUGUUUUUUUAAAUAUUGUGCUUUUUGGGUUUAAUUUCCCCAAUGCUGACUGAAACUGGCAGAUGAUGGACCAGUAAUAUUUGACCAUCUGCACUUUAUUUGGAAAGGGUAGGGGGGAGGGGCUGGGAUAUCUUAUCUAGAAAGAAAUAUCUUAAGAGGCAACAGGGUGACUUGGCUCGGUUAGCUCAGCCUUGGAGACAGAACACAUGAUUUAGAUGAUUUUGCUUUUCUUCCUCCCCCUCCCUGCCCCCCUUUUUUCCAGGCAUCCCCUGCGUCCUGCGUGCUCCCAUUCUCCGCACAGUUGCAACGUGGGUAUUUUUGUUGGGAGCGCUGCCUUACACAACCCCGUGCUGUUGCCUCUCUGCUUUUGCUACCUGUGGCUCCUUCUGUCUCCCUCUCCCCUGUAGAAACCUGCUUGCAGGGGGAUGUGGCGGUCCUUGUUCACUCAAGGAGAGGAGGGCGUGAAGAGGCUGCUUCUGUGAGCCACUGUCUGGAGACUGAAGGUUCUUAUUCUUUCCCUCUUCUCCAUGUGCCGUCUCCUGUCAGCUCUGGACCUGCCUAGUGAAAUAGUUUUGCUCUCUGUAUCUCAAGUUGCCUGUGUUGAACUGAGUCAGCCCAUCUCACAGCUCUUCCAAUUUUAUUCUAGUCCUUCUUACCAAGUGCUUGUUGGUGAAACCGUUCUGCGUGAUGGGGCUCCCUGUGAUCUCUUUGUCUCUCUCCUGCUUGCCCUCAUCGUUGCCCUGGCACUCAGGGUUUCUGUCCACUUCUGUCUGACUUUCCCACUGUGUUUCCUCAGCCAGGGUCCCCUCGGGGUUGGUCUGCCUUACCGCCACUUCCUUUCACACCUGCAAGGGCUGCCUCUUGGCACUGGGUCAGGGUAGGUGAGUAGCUGGCCCCUCCUUAGAUAAAUCACAGGCCCUCCCUGUGCCUGACAGCCUCUUAGAGGGGAAGGAGGGUGCAGGCAAGAAUGUGCCCAUCCCUCUCUCGCCAGCUUCAAGUGUGUCUGGAGGAAAGAUGGGCAAAAGCACUUCACCUCCUCGAGGAGGGGAGCCAGGGAAGGGCUGAGAACGACUGCUGUGCUCUGGAAAUGCUGUAGCGUGUCCUUCCCCUCUGUAUGCCUUCAGCUAUAGCUAUGAAAUACCAAACUAUGUCUGAAUGUUGCAAAUCUGCUUGCCUGCCUUUCUCAGCGUUUCUCUGCUGUGGGGCUUUCUGCUCAGUCUGCUGGGAUCUGCUCCCAAGAGACGCAGUUUUGCCUCUGUCUGGCUGCCUUUGCCCAUCAGCCUGCAACUUCAGUGUCACAUGAGCUUUAUGGGGUUUGGGAAGGUUUGCUUUUAACAAGGAGCCUAAAAGCAGUGCCUGAAGCCAGAUUGCCAGCACAGGGCAUCACGUGGCUCUGGAGCCACCUCCAAGGCUGGCAGUCACCUGCCUUCAGUCAGGUCCCUCUGAGGUUCUCCCUCCCCUCCCCAGCUCUGUGGAGGUGGAUUUGCAUGUGUGAAUGCAAACACUCUGCAUUGAUUCUGCCCAGUCUUUUGCCAUGCAAAUAUCUCUUAUCAGGCAGGAUCUGACCUGACCUCCUUAGGAUGUCUUAAUGGAGAAGGCCCCAGUUCAGUGAGAUACAUAAGCCAGUGCCUUUCAUUGCCAGGGUGCAUCCUUUACCGAGGGAGGCUAUGACAGCCUCUCUUGUUUCCUUUGGUCUUCCCUGGGCUCCUCUAGCAGCCCGUGGAGCUGCUCCCACCAACAUGAGAUGGCCUGGCUAAGAGUGGGGCUCUGCUAGCCCUGGCUGUUGUGGGCUGGCUGGUGCCCACCACAAGCUGCUGGGAGAGAGCAGCCACUUUCAACAGGGUGGACAGGAUGGGGUGGGGUCCAGCCUCUUCCAGCUUCAGCAGCAAUGGUGCUGCAUGUCCAGCAGCACCUGUGGAUAGUCUUCUUAGGAUCAAGGGAGCACCCUGGUGAGUGAGGGUCCAAAGUGGCCAUUUCCUACCCAAGUGACACCUGGAGAAUCCUACACCUUUCUUAGAAGUCCAUGGUAGUCACCUGGAUCCCGUCUUCUCCACGUAACGUGCCAGACCUGGUUGUGAAGAAACCAGAUGGUGGGAUACGUGAUGGGAUCAGGUCCAUGUCCCGUAGAGGAUGGGAAUAGAUAGAGUUUUCCCUUCUUAAGUGUUUGGGUUUCUUUCAAGGUCAGACUUUCUGCUGGCCUGUCUGGGGACUCCUUUAUUGACUGUGGCCUUCACAGUGGUGUUUUUUGAAAAGAAACCCCAGAUUGGUUUAAUCCUUUUUGUCUUAAAAAAGUGAGAGCAUAUAGUGUCUCACCCUUGGCUCUCCUAAAGAUGCAUAUAUCUGGGUUUUAUGGUGUGCAUAACCAGCAAGGUGGGAGAGACUGGGAGUAGCUUGGGAGACUAUGGAGCACUGACGCCUGUGUAGAGGCUACUGCCUGUGGCUGAAUUGGCUCAUUUCUGUGAAGCCAGAACAAGAACCACCUUGCCAGGGGCUUGGGUGUGCUAUGUAGGUGAGAUCACCCUGUCACAGGCACCUCUGCAAAAAUGUUACUACUUUCCUAGCAUUUCCUUCCCCUUUCCUUUUCCCUCCUGCACGAGGAGGGUCGUCCAACAGUAUCUGCUCAGGAAACUCAUGUCUUAAAUGCAUUAAAUCUCACACACACAGAGAGAACCAGACUGGAGUGGUGUGUGCUCACUCUGGGUCUGCCUUCUCAUCUGUGUGCCAUGGGUUCAGCGCCGCCUUUUCUGCCUGAACCUAAAAAGGGCACUCUGAACCAGGGGCCACUUCCUACAUUAAAUGCUCUUCCCUGUCUCAGCAGUAUGAAUGCUUUACCUGAUGAUAUAUGAAGGAGAGGACUCGGCCCCUCAAACGAACUCUAUAGGGACACGCAACCUGCUUAGGAGUGAGGACAGGCUGAAAGGGGAAUUGGGACUCCUGAGCAUUCCCUGAUGUGUGAGGGGUGGGAGGGUGUUUUUUUUAAAUGGCAUUUUAUUUUUCAGGGUCUCUCUUGUUCCCCCUCUCUGUGCAAAAUCAGGGGACCACUGUCAUACCUACCUCACUGGGGUGUUGUGAGGCUAAACUCAAAUUUGUUGUCAAGUGCUUUGAGACCCACAGAUGGAUCUGUGGCGUCUGUAGGAAUUCAGAUUCUUUAUUCAAGAUACUGAGCAUUGAGAGCAGACUGGUUUGUUUAGCUCUGUUUGUAGCUAGCUCAUGAGACAAGUCACAGGGAACAAAGCUCUGAUCCAAAUCCUGCAGUCCUUUACUUCUGUGGAGCUUGCCAAGAGCUGAGCGUGAAUAAGACUUGUAAGGUUUGCCAGCCAAGCACAGGCUGCUUUCCUCUGAAAACUCCUAUCCUGCACUGUCUCCUUGCACAUAUUCUUCCUCCUCCCUCCCAGCCUGAAUGCUUGUACCUGGCUGGGAAUUGCUGGUUUGUUUGUUUCUUUUAAAUUUGGGGGGUUUAUGAAUGUUUGUGGUGAAGUGGACAAUGUCUCAUCUCAGAGGAGAUCCCUGCACUUGACAUCCUUCACUAAAGGCUGAACCAUUUGGUAGGGUGCCAUGUUGCCCCACUUCUCUCUUCCAUGUUGGCCUUUUACUGUGACUCUCGAUUAUGCUGCUUGGAUACUUUACAGGCUUUAGUGUUUCUCCUGAGAUUUGUUACAGCCUAAAUGCUGAGAACUUCUAAAACCAGAUGCAGCUAAGACUUUCAGCAGUUCUGGAUCAGAUGGAAAUGGCUGUUGGGUUUCCACGUUGUUCCCUUUCAUGGCUAAAGAGUUGAAAGAUUCCAAUUUCUUGCAGCAUCUAGAAGUGUAGGGGCAGAUAUUAGACCUUUAAUACUUUGCCAGUCCUGUAACUAGGCCUGGGCAAAGGUUGUUACCACAUCUAUUAUUAGCCUUAUUGCCGUAUGCCUGCAGCCAUCUGCGUGCACUCUCUGUGGGGCUGCCCCAGGUCUCAGACCCCUUUCCCACUCAUGGGAGCAGAGAAUGCUGUGCAUGAGAAGGUGGUAUGAUGCAGCUUGCUCUCAGAGCAAGGUCAGCUCCUGCUUCGAGGAUUGUCGUGGAUGCCUUCAAGAGCAAUCAUCCCUGAAGGGAGAAUACUGGAGUGAAAGGCAGAUCUGAUUUCGGCGUCUUGCCAGCUCUUCCUCUGAUUUCUGCCUCUAAAAAUUUUCCUGCCAGCAACUGCAGUCACUCCGCUCCCAUCCUCUCCUCCCUUUGUGUUUUCCCCAGAGUUCCCUAGUUAGGCAAAGAAGUGUUGGCUGGGAUGGAAGGUGCUGGGGUUGCAGUUUGGAGCUCAGAGGCAGCUCACGAAGAAAGGCACAAGUUUAGAGAUGUGAAUAAAUCCCAACCCUCAGGGAACCUUUUUCUUUGGGAUGGGGAUCUCCAUGCAAAUCUGCUGUUGCCCGAGUAUGCCAAAAGCUGUGGGGAGGAAGGCCCUGCAGAAGUAGCCUUUCAAGGCCUCGUUAGAGAUGUACUCAUUCCCAACGCUUGCUGCUGAAGAAACUGGAAAGAUCCAUGCCCUGCUAAAUGUGGAAACCUGUCCAAGCCAAUUUCACCUUGCUCACUGAGGCUUGUGAACGUGCCCUUUUCAAAGGGUAAAACAAAAGUCCUGCAGUCUUUAGUCAGAAACGCUGUAUUCUGGUCCCAGACUCUGCUCUUCAGCUGCGCUCGGCUCUGCCUCGCCGUACAGGCUGUUCAGGAGAUGCAUGUGCAGGUGUCUGCUCUCUCAUUUAGCUUGUAUGUGUGUGUGUCUGUGCUUUUUGCCUUCUAAAUGUGUGUGUGUGUGUGUGUGUGAUACACAUCUAAAGCCUCAAGCCAAGCUUGUUGGUUCAGUGUUUAAACUGUGUUAAGAAGGAAGCGCUCUUGGGAUUGAGCUGUUUGGGGUUCUUGUUUUUAAAAAGAAAGAUGGGUAAAUUAAACCUUCCCCCUCCCCAAACCCCUAAAUUUCUGUUAUAAAAUAGAUGGCUUUGGGCCAUGAAGUCUCCCACAGGAACACACACCGUCCUGCGUUUGGGCUGCUGCCUCUGAUAGGUGACGACCAAAAGUUGCCAUUUCCAACAGCUGCUCCGGGAGCGGUGCGGAUCAUUUUUGGGAUACUCCUGAGCUGGGUAUCAGCUGGUGUCGGCCACCCCUCUGCAUCCCUCCAAAAGACUCCGGUUUUUAAUCCCCUGUAACCUCCCGAAGCCCUGCAGGCAGCAGCCUGCUCUGCUCUGCCCAGAAGGAACCCUUCCCUCCGGCUGCCGCUUCCCAGGCAUGUGCUCGGGAGUCCCUGUCUCCUGUGUGCACAGUCGGUAGGGGGAGGGGGAUGCUGUGGCUUGCAACCUGCACAGCCCUAACUGUGAAGGAAACCUUACACUCUUCUGUGCCUGUUUCUUUGAUUCAGCAUUAUGGUGUCUUGGGGAAGGGGGUGGGAGCAAGUGCCCUUACCCCCCCGCCCUCUUUUGAUCACUGUGUAAUACUCUUUUUCUACACAAACUGUGUAUAGUAAGGUGGGUUUUGCCAAGGUUUUCUAAUUAAUAGACACUAACCAGCAUUUCUUUCUUUUUCUUUGUUUUUUUUAAUUUCUCCUCUUUGCACAUGUGACUUUAACUGCAAUGGUACAUGGUCUUUCUGUCCUUUUCUAAUCGUGAACCUUUAAGUGAGCAAAUUGCUGGUGUCCUGUGACAUGAAUGCACUGUGGGGUCUAGCCUAGUAAAUUGUUCUGUUCCAAGCUGGGUUCUCUUAAGUUAUAGCUGGAUGGGGUUUUGUUGUUUUUAAACUGAAACAUAAAACCGUUUUACACUUUGCAUAUUUUGUACAGUAAAACUCUGGAAAUAAACUGAAACCAGAUCCAA
This is a messenger RNA of Colius striatus (speckled mousebird), 7740 nucleotides long. It is a transcript of the gene VANGL1, whose product is annotated as VANGL planar cell polarity protein 1. Lineage: Eukaryota; Metazoa; Chordata; Aves; Coliiformes; Coliidae. Gene Ontology annotation, biological process: multicellular organism development. The coding region runs from base 295 to 1875 and encodes 526 amino acids. The transcript has 8 exons. The record is from RefSeq and is a predicted model, not a curated record. Gene Ontology annotation, cellular component: plasma membrane.